Molecule: messenger RNA, 969 nt
Organism: Candidozyma haemuli
Lineage: Eukaryota; Fungi; Ascomycota; Pichiomycetes; Serinales; Metschnikowiaceae
Exons: 1
Coding region: 1-969 (322 amino acids)
Biological process (GO): translational initiation
Cellular component (GO): eukaryotic translation initiation factor 3 complex, eIF3m
Molecular function (GO): translation initiation factor activity; metallopeptidase activity; translation initiation factor binding
Source: RefSeq, a predicted model, not a curated record
AUGUCUGACUCGUACAUGCACUUGUUCAGGCCCACCGUGGCGGCUCCAGCAGCCCCCUCCGGCCCAUCCACCGUGUCUGUGAAGAUCCACAACUCGGCCCUUUUCCAUAUCCUCGAGAUCGUCUCCAAGCAGGUGCUCAAAGAGAACAAGAACAAGAGAAUAAUCGGUACAUUGCUCGGUGUUCGUUCUGAUGACGGCAGCAGCGUCGACGUUAGAGACGCCUUCAUGGUUCCAUGUCUGGAAACCGGUGACUCCAUCUCCAUCGAAGAACACACUCACAAGACCCUCUACCAAUUGUACAAGAAGGCCCACCCUAAGGAGUUUGUGCUUGGUUGGUUUGAUCUGUCUUCUGUUAUUGACGGAUCCACUGGCUUGAUCCACGACUUCUACUCCAAGGGUGCUGACAGAGCAUACCCAUUCCCAGCUGUGUACUUGAAUGUGUCGUACUUGAAGGACGAGCAGAUCCAGAUGCCUCAGUUGACCACAUACAUUGGAGCUGCUAUCGGCAGACCAGUCCAGAAAAUCGGCUGGAAGACCAGCGCCACCACCAACUCUUACAUUUUCAGCCCCGUUCCCCACCAGGUGGUUACCAACACUGUUUCUGAGAAAUUGGCGUUGAACAUGCUCCACAACACGUCGCCAAAGGAUAACUCGGUGACUUUGCAAGCACACGAGCAGGGCUUGGAUACGUUGCAGAAUGAAAUUGGUUCUGUUACCAAAGAAGUUGACCAAUUGUUGCAAUAUCUCGACAAUGUGUCUGGAAGCGAUGCUGAUGUGGACUUGUUGCGUACAUUGAGUAACACGUUAGUGAACAAGCCUACCAGCUUGGCCGACUUGAGGCUGUUGAAGGAGCACUUCCAGUCGCACAACCAGGAUAUUGUAAUGAUUGAGUUUUUGACCAGAGCGGUGAAGGAGCAGAUUGAGUUGAUUGCCAGGGCGUCGUCCGAGGCUGAGAAGGCCAUAGCAUAG